Messenger RNA from Symbiodinium sp. CCMP2456, 1023 nucleotides. NCBI's taxonomy places the organism in Eukaryota, Dinophyceae, Suessiales, Symbiodiniaceae. The record is from the annotation of a GenBank genome assembly.
AUGCGUGCAGGCGUCGUGUUGUCGGGGAGACCCCACACAACCACGGGUGCGUAUGCGCACGCAUCAGAUGUGGACAAACGUGCCGAAGACAUGCGUCGAAUGUCCUUUUCGGAGAUUCUGCGCCAGGAGGUCGAGACUGCUCGGAUAGUGUGCGCACAGGCUCCCGCACCCAAGAGCAAGGCCAGCGAAAGCCAAAGAUGUGAGGAAGAAGAGGAGGUGUCCCCUGAGCCCGAAACAAAAGGGCCCGUUGUGAGCAUCGCUGUGGCCGAGACCGAGACGAAGCCAACUACACCGAGCCCCAGGACCGAAACAGGAGGCCAGAGCCAAAGCCUGUCCCUGAAGUCUUUCAAAAGUAUGAAGACGGCAGGAACGGUGAAAUUCCGCCACCAGGGCUCCCAGGAGGAGGGUCCAAAUGCGGAGACGCUUUCUAGCUUCACCGAUGUCAGCCCGGUGAAUCGCGCCUCUGAGCUUGAUGACCUGCUCGGCUUCACCUACCAUCAUGUGGAGAAGACUGAGCGGGGGCCGGACCCCUCGGAUCCUUUGCGACGCGUUCCCGUCGCGUGCCAUGCUGGCACCGCGGAAAGGUUGUCGCACAAAGGCCGCGUUGUAGACUUUGCCUUCAGCAGCGAUGGCCGCCUGGCAACUGCCGACGAGGGCACCGUUGCCUGCUGGCAGGCCGUGCCUCCUGCCAUGCUCUGGGAAGCUGCUACGUCCUCUGUGAGCCGAUUUGCGGCGUCGCCCAGUGGAAAGCACGUAGCAGCUGCAAACCUUCGAGGCCGGAUCUACGUUUGGGACACAAACACCUCGAAAUCCGUGACAAGGGAGAUGCCAGAAGAGGUGAUGGUGCUUAGAUUUAUCGCCGAUGAUAAGCUGGCGGUGGCUCUCGCUGAGUCUGUGCGGCUCUUCGCAAUUCCUGAGUUUCAGGAGGUUGUGGAGCUGGUGCAGCCUGGGGUAUCCGCACUUUGUGCCUCCCCGGACACCACGGUGCUCGUAGCUGUGGGUGGCGCUGCAGCGCCGGCCUGA